AUGGCCGCGGUGGUCGAGAAGCUUACGGCGGACAACAUGGCGGAGUUCCUGCCUGCGUCGGGGGCAUACUCGUCCAUUGAGCUGGUGAUCGGUAGAAUAUUGAGAUCACUGUGCGAGCUUUCGUAUGAGAUGAGAGUCAGCGAGGCUGGCGAGCUAACGACGUACCACAAGAAGCUAUUAAUGGGGAUACGGAGUGCUCACGUGUGA
Phytophthora nicotianae INRA-310 is the source of this 207-nucleotide messenger RNA. RefSeq lists its product as hypothetical. Bases 1 to 207 code for a protein of 68 amino acids. NCBI's taxonomy places the organism in Eukaryota, Oomycota, Peronosporomycetes, Peronosporales, Peronosporaceae. The record is from RefSeq and is a predicted model, not a curated record. The transcript has 2 exons.